Molecule: messenger RNA, 993 nt
Organism: Fraxinus pennsylvanica
Lineage: Eukaryota; Viridiplantae; Streptophyta; Magnoliopsida; Lamiales; Oleaceae
Source: the annotation of a GenBank genome assembly
AUGGCCACCGAAUUCAAAUUCAUCCCUUUAAUCGAUAUUAGUGCACUGUUAGAGAAGUGGGAUGAUCCAAACAUGGCCCAAGAUCAAGCUGUGGCCCAAGUUGUUAGACAAUUAGAUCAAGCUUGCAGAGAAGCUGGAUUCUUUUAUGUGAAGGGCCAUGGUAUCCCAGAUUCGCUUGUUAAAGAAAUUAGAAGCAUAUCACACAAAUUUUUCGAUUUACCUUAUGAGGAGAAACUUAAGAUAAAACUUUCUGCAGCGUCUGGAUACAGAGGGUAUCAGCAUGUUGGUGAAAACAUUACAAAAGGCGUACCAGAUAUGCAUGAAGCAAUUGAUUGUUACAGAGAAGUGAAACAUGGAAUGUAUGGAACUCUCGGUGAAGCCAUGGAAGGACCUAAUUUAUGGCCAAAUGAUCCUCCAAAUUUCAAAAAAUUGAUGGAGGAGUAUAUUGAACUAUGCACAGAUCUUUCUAGAAAGAUAAUGAGAGGAAUUGCUCUAGCAUUGGGUGGAUCUAUGGAUGCAUUUGAAGGUAACAGAGCUGGUGAUCCAUUUUGGGUGUUCAGGAUAAUUGGCUAUCCCAGUGCAUCCAGUGAUCAUCAUCAGGAAAUGCCAAAAAAUGAUGUUGGUUGUGGAGCUCACACUGACUACGGUCUACUAACAUUGGUCAAUCAGGAUGAUGAUAUAACCGCACUUCAGGUGAGAAACAGCAAUGGCGAAUGGAUAUCAGCAGCACCAAUUCCUGGCACAUUUGUUUGCAAUAUUGGUGACAUGCUUAAGAUUCUAACUAAUGGUCUUUACGAUUCAACUUUGCACCGGGUCAUCAUCAAGUCUCCAAAAUAUCGUGUUUGUGUGGCAUACUUUUAUGAGCCAAAUUUUGAUGCUGCAAUAGAGCCCCUGGACAUGUGUGUUAAGAGGACAGGUGGCACCAAAAAGUUUGAAGGAGCUGUGUACGGAAAGCAUUUGGUUAGCAAAGUGCAGACCAAUUUCGUCAAGUAG